CGUACACAGACAACCAUUCUCACCGACGACGUCAUAUGUACAUGGCAGAUUACUCCAAGUUCUUCGUUGGCGACGCCAUGACGGCUGGACAACUAGACACCGCGGCUGCCUCAGACGAGGAGUCCUCCUUGACCGUUCUCCAUAUCAAGGAAUGGAAGUAUGCGAGGACACCAACGCGAUCGUACGUGGAGUUCACGGUCGUUGUCAACGAGCCUGGUGGAGGUGGAGCAUCGGCAUCCCACCGCGACAUCCGCAUGAUCCAGAAGCGAUACGGUCAGUUCGCCACCUUGCAUCAAGCGCUUGUGGACCUCGGGUUCGCGUUGCCCAAGAUGCCAUCGGGCGACUUGUGGACGAAUGUCCUCAUCAAACUGACUCCGCGUUCGGUCUUGGCACGGCGACGCGAAGAACUUCAGAACAUGUUGACGUGCAUCAGUCAGUCGCAGCAAAUGCAACACACGGCGGCGUUCCUCGAGUUUGUCGCUACGAACUCGUCUGCGACGAACUACACGUCGCUGCGAGAUGCCCAGUUCACGCCUAGUCACUUCAUCAUGCGCCAAGAAACCACGUGAGAUUGCCGCAGUCUUGUCAAAGCACCCUUAAUAUACGACGUUCGGCCUGGUC
Aphanomyces invadans is the source of this 621-nucleotide messenger RNA. RefSeq lists its product as hypothetical. The transcript has a single exon. NCBI's taxonomy places the organism in Eukaryota, Oomycota, Saprolegniomycetes, Saprolegniales, Verrucalvaceae. The coding region runs from base 36 to 569 and encodes 177 amino acids. Gene Ontology annotation, molecular function: phosphatidylinositol binding. The record is from RefSeq and is a predicted model, not a curated record.